UUUUUAAAGUUACAAGAAGUCGAAACAAACUGCUCCCAGCCUCCCAGAAUGGCAGACCAGAAACGCCUUGCCUACUCCAUCAUCCAGUUUCUACAUGACCAGCUGCAGAACGGGGGCCUGUCUCCAGAUGCUCAGGAGAGUUUGGAAGUGGCCAUCCAGUGCCUGGAAACAGCAUUUGGGGUCUCGAUGGAAGACCAAGGCCUAGCUGUGUCCCAGACUCUUCCUGAAAUAUUCGAAGCUGCUGCAGGAAAGGAGUCUGAACACAUCAGGACAAAUUCGGAGCCCAUCACCCCCUCUGAAGAUGACAUAGCUGAAGCUGAAAGACUCAAGACUGAAGGAAAUGACCAAAUGAAGGCAGAAAACUUUGAAGCUGCUGUGUCUUUCUAUGGAAAAGCAAUUGAAUUAAAUCCAUCCAAUGCUGUGUAUUUUUGCAACAGAGCUGCUGCAUACAGUAAACUAGGAAAUUAUGCUGGAGCAGUGAGAGACUGUGAAAGAGCUAUAGGCAUUGAUCCAAACUACAGCAAAGCAUAUGGCAGAAUGGGCUUGGCCCUCUCCAGUUUAAAUAAACACACAGAAGCUGUUGUUUACUACAAAAAAGCCCUGGAGCUGGAUCCAGACAAUGACACAUAUAAAUCAAACCUUAAAAUAGCUGAACAGAAAAUGAAGGAGACUCCUAGUCCAACUGGAGGUCCGGGAGGAUUCGAUUUAGCUGGCUUGCUGAACAACCCCGGCUUCAUGAGCAUGGCAUCUAACCUAAUGAACAACCCACAAGUACAACAGCUCAUGUCCGGGAUGAUUUCUGGUGGCCACAACGCCAUGGGAGCAGCAGGCACCAGCCCCUCCACGAAUGAUCUCGCCAGCCUCAUACAAGCGGGCCAGCAGUUCGCUCAGCAGAUGCAGCAGCAGAAUCCUGAACUAAUAGAGCAGCUACGAAGCCAGAUUAGGAGUCGAACUCCAAGUGCCAGUAACGAAGAUCAGCAGGCGCAGUCCGUGGGAACUAUGUUCUUUGCUUUAAAAACUGGAAGCCAUGUGCGUGUUGCCAUUUCUUGA
Molecule: messenger RNA, 1050 nt
Organism: Nipponia nippon (crested ibis)
Lineage: Eukaryota; Metazoa; Chordata; Aves; Pelecaniformes; Threskiornithidae
Source: RefSeq, a predicted model, not a curated record